This is a messenger RNA of Trichosporon asahii var. asahii CBS 2479, 3570 nucleotides long. RefSeq lists its product as uncharacterized. Gene Ontology annotation, molecular function: glycosyltransferase activity. Lineage: Eukaryota; Fungi; Basidiomycota; Tremellomycetes; Trichosporonales; Trichosporonaceae. The record is from RefSeq and is a predicted model, not a curated record. Bases 1 to 3570 code for a protein of 1189 amino acids. The transcript has 2 exons.
AUGCCGGUCCCCUUCCUCGGCUUGGUGAGGCGUUAUCGCUUCUUCCUCAUCAUCGCCGCCAUCCCCUUACUCGUCUACCUCUUCACCGGCUCCGUCUACCACUCCCCCCUCGACGACUACCAACGCGCAGCAGCCGCUCAACAACAACGACCCCACCAUGGAUCGCACGUCCCUGGUCUUGGCACUUGGGACCCGGCAAUGGACGAGGACCUGAUCGAGGACGAGUUCAUCAAGGCAUACGGCAAGGGCUCAAGCAGCGGGGGCAGCAAGUGGCUCCCGCCCAUCUUUGGCCCGUCGCGGGGUAAGUCUGGCCGCCUCGUGCUCAUCACCGGCGGCGCGGGCAGCCUCGGCCAGGUCGUCGCCGAGGAGCUCAUCAAUUCUGGGUACAAGGUGCACGCGAUCGACAUUGCGCCGCGACCGGCGACGCUCCACCACGACGUCGAAUACUACCGGGGCAACAUCCUGCCGUCGAGCAGCGUCCUGCCGGACUUGCUCGCCAAGCACGAGUACUCUGGUAUUCUGCACUUUGCCGCCGUGUCGCUCGAGCAGUGGUGCGCGCCCAAGUAUGACGCGUGUGCCGAGGUCAAUGUAGACGGCACUCGCGCGGUCAUGACGCAGGUCGAGAAGCUUGUCGCCGACGCGAACAAGGCGGGCAAGAACGUGCUCGGCAUGCGCAAGGGGAAGAGCGCACCCUGGGUGCUCCUCGGUUCAAGCAUGGACGUGUUCGGCAAGGAGUCCGGCCCGCCCAUCACCGAGACAACAUUCAUCCAGCCCGUCACUGCACUCGGUCGCACGAAGAAGGCGGCCGAGGAUGCUGUGCAGAACUCGUUUGACCGCGCGGCCAAGGGCGCGACUGAGGCUGCAGUGAAAGAGGCGCACUACGAGUAUACUGAGAACGCCGUCAAGAAGGACGCUUCCCAGUUCCACGGCGCUAUCGUCCGCUUCUCCGAGGUGUACGGGUACUCGCGCAACGUAUCUAUCCCCUCUGCGUGGAUCCCGCGCCUGCUGUCGCAGGCGUUUGCGUCCCUGCCGAUCCAGUACGACAGCGACCAGCCGCCCCUGGACCUGCUGCACGUCGACGACGCGGUCGCGGGCGUGAUCAAGGUCGUCGACCACCUCGACCAGGCCGCGCGCUCCCGCCAGCUUCCCUCGCUCGAAACGUACAACCUGGUAGCCGGCGGCAAGCGCUGGCUGCAGGAGGAGAUUGUCCGUCUCGUGCGUGUCGAGACGGGCACCAAGUCGCCGAUCCGCGACGUCGGGCGUGCGAACAAGCGCUGGAACGGCGUGCCCGAGUAUUCGAACGCGCAUGCGAAGGAGGAGCUGAAGUGGGAGCCUAGCGUUGCGCCGCCGCAGGGACUGGCGACCGUGUUCCGCCGCGCGGCGGCUGCAUCGCGCGAUUACACCUUUGAGUUCAUCUCCAAGCACUGCGCGCACAGCACGCUCCCCGGUCUCGACGCCAUGACGCACGUCACGGAAGAGGAUCGACGCAACCACGACCUCUGGAAACUGCAGAACUGCACGGCCAACGUCGGCUUCAACAACAAGGGCCUCAUUCACCACCUCAAGUGCGAGGACGGAAAGCACUGCAUCGCCAACGCAACAAAGGUCGACGGGUACAACUGGAACGCGACGGUGUGGAUUCUCGAGGUGCCCCCCACGGCGCCGAAGAAGGGCAAUGGGCGCACGACAGCAAUGUUCCGCGAGGAGCAGGGGAUGGGAUACCUCGGCAUCCCUCGCGACAAUGUGCACAGCGACAAACCCGUCGAGUUUGAGCUGUACAACCCGAAGAAGCCCGAGGAGGCGGCGCGGUUCAUGGGCGAGUUUGAGCUCGAAGUGGCCCCCGACAGCUCGGAGAUCAAGGUCUUCCUGGCAGGCAAGGAGCGGCAACUCGACGCGCUCGUUGGCGCAGAGGGACAGACGUACUUCCAGCUGUCGUCGCCCAAGUCUGACCCGACCUACGACGUGCGCCUGAACAUUCUCUGCUGCCCGCGUGAGGGCGACUGGCCCCUCUUCCUCGACGAUGCCGAGUCUGCCGAUAUCCGUUUCGGCACCGAGGGCGACAUUGCGUUCAACAGCUCGCGCCGCGCACACCUCUGCUGGCGCACCGAGGAGUCUUACAAUCACUACAAGCAGCUGACUGCCGAACUGGAGCAGACCGAGGAGCGCACAGCCAAGGGCGAGAGCAGCGGCACGACGCCUGGCCGACUGAGCUCGAAGCCCGACGAGUGGGUCCUGAAAGACCUGCCACCUUGCUGGAACGACUGCGGUAGUCCUACAGUCUGCAUGCAGACGGGCCACUGCCGGUGCGUGCAGGCCGACGGCUGCCCGCGCCGCCGCGAAAACCCGCUCCUCACGCUGAGCCGGCCCGCGCGCAAGAGCUCCGUGACAGACUCGUCGUCUCCGUUGGGCAAGUUUAAGGCACACGACCCAAUCCUGGAGGAGAUGGUGGCCAAGGUCGACUGGCGCGAUGUCCUCCUCCCGGAAGCGCGCGCGUACAUUGCCACCCUCAAAGAUGAGCGCGAGUUCAUCAAGGUGCACGUCGUAUCAGGCUAUCCGCGCGAGGACGAGAUCGAGGCCGCCGAGUGCCACAAGCUUCAGCCGACACACUGCUUCUCAGCCGAUUCGAUGAUGUACCGCGCAAUGCGACACAUCAGCGUGCCGGCCGAGGAAGCCGACCUGAUCGUGCUGCCAGUGUAUCAGCACUGCGAGGGCGCCGACUUUAUCCUGCACGAUGUGUGGCACCAUGCCCAGGCCAGUAUUCCCGGCAUCAACACGGGCGAGAAGGCCGUGUCUCUUGUCAUGACGCACGACUGGGGCAUCUGUCUCGCGUUCACGUGGGAGAUCUGGAGUGCGCGCCAGGACCAUCGCCUGUAUCCCGACCCGCUGCUCAAGAACACGCUCGUGUUCAGUGUCAUGGGCGACUGGUUCAGUCCCUGCUACAGGCCGGCACAGGACGUCGUCGUGCCUCCGCGAUCAUGCACAUCCCCGCGCCUGCUCGCCUCCUUCCCGACCGUCAGCCACAUCAAGCCCGUCUCCGAGCGUCCCCGUCUCAUAUCGUGGGCCGGAACGUACUGGGGCAGCGGGAAGAGCGAGCGUCUCCGCCUCGCGUGUCCGCGCGGCGGUGCGGGGAUGCGUGAGCUCCUGCCCGGCGCCGGCCCCCAGAACCACAUCGACAAGUACGACGACUAUCUCGAGGAGCUGAACACGGCGCGGUUCUGCCCGCAACCGCGUGGAAUCGCGGGCUGGUCGCCGCGUGUCAACGACGCCAUCUUUGCCGGCUGCAUCCCCGUCCUCACCAGCGAGGAUACGCACUACCCCUUUGCAGGGCUCAUUGACUGGUCCCAAAUCUCCGUCCGUGUCCACCCCACCGAGCUCGACCACGUCGAGGAACUCCUCGCCUCCAUCCCCCUCGCGCGCCUGGAGCAGAUCCAGGCCAACAUUGUCGCGAUCCGCGAUGCGUUCAUGUAUCCGGCCGACGGCAAGGCGGAGGAGGAGCUGCAGAAGCGCGGACCCAUGUUCUACGCGCUGCACGAGGCGGGCAUGCGCCUGCGCACGUCAGGAUACUCUUGA